Molecule: messenger RNA, 1689 nt
Organism: Gordionus sp. m RMFG-2023
Lineage: Eukaryota; Metazoa; Nematomorpha; Gordioida; Chordodea; Parachordodidae
Exons: 11
Coding region: 1-1689 (562 amino acids)
Source: RefSeq, a predicted model, not a curated record
AUGGAUGACAAAAAUAUCGAAUCUCUAAGAAAAUAUUCAUUAGAAGAUUGGAUUCAACUUAGCGCAUUAAAAGAAUUUUUGCUGAAUUCGGAAAUCAAUGACAUCAGAAUCCCAGCUUCUAAAAAAUACAGUACGUCAGUCAUCAUAGACAUCACCAUUUACUUGACCCAGGAAUAUUUUGGGAAGAUCGAAGAUAUUUAUAAGGAUUUAUCUCAAGCGCCGCAAGAUACGAAAGUCAAAAAUGAAUUCUCAUUCGAAAUCGAUAAAAAUUCUGGAUUCACGACCGAUCAAAGUGCAAGCGACAACAUUGUCAUCAGCUCAACCAUGAGAAUAAUUUCGAUUAGCGAUGACCCAGCUCCUUUGAAAUAUGAAGAUUAUUUAGCAAAAUCCUCUGAUUGGCGAGAAAAACUCAUCGAAAAUUUUCUUAAAGGAGUGAGUUCUCUCGUAGGAAAUUACUUGAAAAAUGUUCUCACAGCUAGAAUUUCGAUUGACAUAGAAAACAUCACAGACCCGUCUCUUCAUGAUUCCACUUGGAAAGAUGGGAUUUUAAUCUCUUACACCAUCGAUAUUCCAAAAAAGGAUUUGAAAUCUGUCGAUUUUGACGAGGCAAGUUUCCUGAGAGAUUUAAAGGAAAAAUUAUCAGUGAAAAACGGAAUAUUGCCCGAUACCAAAAUCAGAGUUGACAUCUAUACAUUAGGAUGUUGCAAGAGUGGAUUUCUGUACCAAAAUAUAAGAUUUCAAGAUUCAGUUAAAUCGGUCGUGGUUAACGUGGAUGCUAAUUUGACUCUGUUCAAAUCUGAACCUAAGAUCUAUCGAAUAAAUUAUCAGUACAACACAGAAAAGAUCAAGAAAAGCGAGAAAAAUAUAUAUUCCAAGGCUCAUAUCAACAAAAUCCAUGAAAGGAUUUACGAGAUUCUCAACCAGACCCUAAAAGAUUCGCCGCCCAUUCCUGAACUUUCAAAAUAUUUGACCUUCAAUUUUACCAUAGACCUUUCCCUAGCCCUGAAUUUUGGUCCGGAGUCUUAUCGAUUUGACAGUAAACGGAAGUUGGGAGGUAGCCAUUUUGUUACGGUGGAUAAAAACGCAAAAUCAGGGGCUUUCUUGUAUUUGACGAAGGGGGGCGAAAGCGAUGAUAAUACAGCGAAUCCAAGGUUCAAUAUGGUUGUCAAACUAAGAGUCAAAGACCAGUUAUUGGACAACGAUUUUGAAAUUGUCAAGAAAACUUUCUUGGAAAAGAUAGAACAAAUAACCCACGAAUCUGGUUUGAGUCGGUUAGUGAACGCGAAUGAAUUACUCGCGGUUUUCGAGUACGAUGACGAUCAGGACCCUACCGAUGCGCAACCGAAGACAUCGAGUAAGCGAGGCAGGAAGUUGGUAGGAAUCUACAGCGUGGUAUUGAAGAGGGACUAUAUUUCGAAGGAUAGGCAACCCAUCACUAUCCUGAAGCGGUUAAUAACCGAUGUUAAGAAACAUUUCACUCGGAAUGAGGAUUCAAAAGAUGGUGAGUCCCUAUUGCAAGGAGUGGAUAUUACUUUGCCAGGGGUGAAUUUAGAUAUAGAAGAAUCGAAUGACAAGUCCAUCAUUAAAAGUGAAUUCGGUGGGAAGGGUCUCGUUAUGGAUACCUAUAAAUUCGAAGGCAGAAGUUUCGAGAAUGCCAAUGAAAAGGAUACAGACUUUGAAUCGCGAUAA